Messenger RNA from Syngnathus typhle (broad-nosed pipefish), 1046 nucleotides. RefSeq names its product TAF10 RNA polymerase II, TATA box binding protein (TBP)-associated factor (gene taf10). Bases 278 to 850 code for a protein of 190 amino acids. Gene Ontology annotation, cellular component: transcription factor TFIID complex; SAGA complex; nucleus. NCBI's taxonomy places the organism in Eukaryota, Metazoa, Chordata, Actinopteri, Syngnathiformes, Syngnathidae. Gene Ontology annotation, molecular function: promoter-specific chromatin binding; RNA polymerase II general transcription initiation factor activity. The record is from RefSeq and is a predicted model, not a curated record. Gene Ontology annotation, biological process: transcription initiation at RNA polymerase II promoter. The transcript is spliced from 5 exons.
GGCAGAAGAAGAAAAAGAAGAAGUCUGGUUGGCUACAAACAUUCGUGAUGAUGUUCGCUAGCUCGUGACUCCGUUUUCGUUUCGUUGUACAAGGGCUUAAAGUAGCACAAGUGGGAACUUCCUAAGCAACAAAUGUCUCUUUGAGAACUCGCAGGGCUAGACGUGUGGGCUUUUGAGGCCUCCUUUAACUGCUCGUCAAGAAAAUAGUAGCCGACUUUUGAGCAUUAGCUAGCCAAGUUGUUUCCCUCUAAUCUGUGAAAACGUGAACAGCAUCGACAUGAAUGUUGACAACGCCAACCAGUCUGUCACCACCGGAAUUUCGUCUAACGCCACGACGUCUUUAACUUCAAGCAAUUGUACCGCAAAUGAAAAUGCGGCGGCCAGUAUCGGCAGCGUCCCUGCGGUCACCAGCAAUGCUUCGACUCCAACCCCUAUGGUGACAUCCUCGUCAUCAUCUGACUCAUCUGUACCCAAUGGAGUUUAUGUUCCAGGAGGCAUCACUAACGGAGACAUUAAGUCCGCCGUCUCCACAACCCCACUGGCUGACUUCGUCAUGCAGCUGGAAGAGUACACUCCCACGAUUCCUGAUGCAGUGACAGGCUACUACCUCAACCGGGCUGGCUUUGAAGCAUCUGAUCCAAGAAUAAUACGUUUGAUCUCCCUGGCCUCGCAAAAGUUCAUUUCAGACAUUGCCAACGACGCGCUGCAGUAUUGUAAAAUGAAGGGGACUGCGUCAGGAAGCUCAAGGAGCAAGACAAAGGAUAAGAAGUACACUCUGACAAUGGAGGACCUGGCCCCUGCUCUCGCGGAAUAUGGCGUCAACGUCAAGAAGCCCUACUACUUUACAUAGAUGUGUGUUCCUUUUGCAUCAUCUAGUUUUAAUUCUUGGCUAAUCUGCUAGUUUGUCAACAUGCUCAUUUUCAAUCACAUUGCUUUAGUGCAGUUUUGACAUGUUUUGAAAUCAUUGUUUAGUUGUGGGGUUCCACCUUUGACUUUUUUGUUUAGAAAUGUACGUUUUAUUGUGUAAAUAAAACCCUAAAGGUAAA